Messenger RNA from Pistacia vera, 1585 nucleotides. RefSeq names its product UDP-N-acetylglucosamine--dolichyl-phosphate N-acetylglucosaminephosphotransferase. Gene Ontology annotation, molecular function: UDP-N-acetylglucosamine-dolichyl-phosphate N-acetylglucosaminephosphotransferase activity. Gene Ontology annotation, cellular component: membrane. The transcript has 11 exons. NCBI's taxonomy places the organism in Eukaryota, Viridiplantae, Streptophyta, Magnoliopsida, Sapindales, Anacardiaceae. Gene Ontology annotation, biological process: protein N-linked glycosylation; dolichol-linked oligosaccharide biosynthetic process. The record is from RefSeq and is a predicted model, not a curated record. The coding region runs from base 70 to 1338 and encodes 422 amino acids.
CUACUGAAAGCCUACCAACCAGACUUCAAACUUCAAACUUGAGCGAGACGACGGAGAAGAGAAUUGAGGAUGGCAGCUCGCAAGAGACCCUCAGCCACAAAUUCAACGGCAACAGACACCUCCAAACCAACAACCCCAGUAUCAGUCCCUCCAAAAACCGAUGACCCACCAAUCGCCCCUCCUAAAUCGGGUUUAAUUUUGAAGCUUUUUUUCAUAUUGUCAUUGCCUUACUUUUACCUCAUUUUUUACCACUACCAGCUUGAAUCUGAGCUCCGGAGAUCCAUUCUUAUCAAUGCUGGACUCAGUCUCGCUGGCUUCUUUGUCACCCAGAAGAUGAUACCCGUCGCUUCUACAUACGUUUUGAGGAGGAACUUGUUUGGUUUUGAUAUCAACAAGAAGGGCACCCCGCAAGGCACUGUUAAAGUACCAGAGUCAUUGGGUAUUGUUGUUGGGAUUGUAUUCAUGGUCUUGGCCAUAUUGUUUCAGUAUUUUAACUUUACUGCAGACUCAAAUUGGCUUGUUGAGUACAAUGCAGCAUUAGCAUCCAUAUGCUUCAUGCUUUUGCUUGGAUUUGUAGAUGAUGUCCUCGAUGUCCCUUGGAGAGUGAAGUUAUUACUGCCGUCAUUUGCUGCUCUUCCCUUGUUGAUGGCAUAUGCUGGACAUACCACUAUUAUUAUACCAAAACCUCUUGUUCCUUAUGUUGGCUUCAAGAUUUUGGAUCUAGGAUGGAUAUAUAAACUAUAUAUGGGGCUUUUGGCAGUUUUUUGUACAAACUCCAUUAAUAUUCAUGCUGGUUUGAAUGGCCUUGAAGUGGGGCAAACUGUUGUGAUUGCAUCUGCUAUUUUGAUACAUAAUAUCAUGCAAAUUGGAGCGUCUGUGGAUCCUGAGUAUAAACAGGCACACGCAUUCUCUAUUUAUCUGGUUCAACCCUUAUUAGCCACAUCAUUGGCUUUGUUUUCUUACAACUGGUAUCCCUCUUCAGUUUUUGUUGGAGACACUUACACGUACUUCGCUGGUAUGGCUAUGGCUGUAAUUGGGAUUCUAGGCCAUUUCAGUGAGACACUGCUGAUUUUCUUUGCCCCUCAAGUGAUAAACUUUCUCUUGUCAGUCCCCCAGCUUUUUGGCUUCGUCAAAUGCCCACGGCAUCGUUUGCCUAGGUUUGACCCUCAGACUGGAUUGUUGACUGGGACGAAUGACGGGACACUUGUUAACUUCUUCUUAAGAAUAUUUGGCAAGAUGUCAGAAAAUAGACUUUGCACUGCACUUCUUGUUUUCCAGGCUAUCGCAUGCGCACUAUGUUUUGUGCUGAGGUACUUCCUCACUGGUUGGUACAAAUGAGGCUGAGGCAGCAGUGUAGUGUCCAAGAAAUUAUCUUCUUGUUAUAGUUUUUAACUUUUGCUUACAAAAAUUGAGAAUGUUGUGGCAUAUGAUAUGAGUUUUCGGUGUAGAAAAAAGAGUAAGUUUAAGCCAGCAAUUCCCAAGUACAUUUUUUGGCAUUUUGAUAUCCACACAGAUGUUGCUAACGCAAUAUAGAAUAUGAAAGCAUAAUACUUGUUUGGAGAAGUGAAAUCGCAUUCAUUUUCUU